UCGAGCCGACUGCGUCAACCAGGGAGGAGACCUCAUCAGUAUCACUGAUCCCUAUGAACAAGCAUUCAUACAAGGGGUGAUCCAGACAAGUCCCACAGGGAUCUCACUGUGGAUGGGCGGCCAUGACUCCAUCACUGAGGGUGGCUGGGAGUGGACAGAUGGCUCUCCUUUCAGAUACAUUCGCUGGAAUGCAGGUAACCCAGACGACUACUAUGGGGAAGACUGCCUUGCUAUACUUAUCAACAAUGGCUACUGGAAUGAUGACAACUGUGAGUACAACAGAGGAUACAUCUGCAAGCGGAGAGGAAACCUGCCCGAGCCUCCUCCACCUCACGAUGGCUUCAUGACAGCGCUGGUGUGCCAGGACUCCUCCGCUGUCCUCCACUGUCCACAUGAAAGUGUCCUCAACGUCCAGUCUGCGUUCUACGGACGAAAGAGUGAUGACAUCUGUCCACAUCUGGCUGGAUCAACAGGAAGCUGCACAAUGGAAGGUGUUCUUCCUAUUGUAAGGAAGUCAUGUGACAAUCGACCCUUCUGCUUCGUGUAUGCCCACCCGGAGGUGGACCCCUGUCCUGCCGUUUCCAAAUAUCUGGAGAUCGUCUACAGCUGUGAACAAAAAGUGUGUCUGCACGGCCUGGGUGUCGAGGAUGGAAACAUCACAGACUCUCAGCUCUCUGCUUCGUCCUUCACUGGGGCUUUCACUCCCAACAAAGCCCGUUUGAAUGGAAACUCCUGCUGGAUGCCUUCAGGAAACCCAACUUCCAGCUGGAUCCAGGUAAACCUGGGCCAGACCAGAAAAGUGACAGGGAUAGUGAUCCAGGGUUGUCCUCACAAUGACCACUGGCUCACUAAGUUCAAGAUCCAGCACAGCAUGGAUGGAACCACCUGGACUGACUACACAGCUGACGGGGAAUUUCUCCCAGGUUCAACAGACAGAAACACUCCAGACACUCAGCUACUGGGUUCACCCGUGUCAGCUCAGUACGUCCGCAUUCUCCCGCUGGAGUUUAACGGGCAGGCGGGGCUUCGGUUUGACGUCCUGGGAUGCACCCCUGACUAUGCGAUUACAUGUGCCAACAAGCCCAACUUCAACCUUGCCAAUGACCGAAUGACAGUCCACUGUCCAGCAGGCUGUGCCAAUGCAAAUUACAGAGUCUACGGCACUUCUGUGUAUCGUGGGGACUCAAACAUCUGUGCAGCAGCGAUCCACGCUGGAGUGGUACUCAACGACAUUGGUGGAGACUGCACUUUGUUAAAAGCUGCGGGACAGGACCUCUACCCCGGCUCCACCAGGAACGGCAUCACCUCCCGACAAUUCGAUGGAAACUAUGAUGUAUCAUACACUUUUGCAGAUGGGGAGCUGAGGUGCUCAGGGCCUGACUGGUAUGAGUUCGGAAGCUUCUGCUACAAACCUUUCGAAGACAGAAAGACGUGGCACAAUGCCCGAGAGACCUGCAGGAGUCUGGGAGCUGAACUCGUCUCCAUCCUCUCCAUGACUGAGCAGACCUGGCUGGAGAGUUACCUGUACAUGGCUACCAAUGAUGUGUGGACCGGUCUGAAUGAUCUGUUUGUGACGGGUAUGUUCACCUGGUCGGACGCGCACAUGGUCACCUUCACCUACUGGGCUCCAGGAGAACCCAACAACCACAUGGGCUUCAGUGAAGACUGUGUUGAGAUGUUACACCAGACUGGACGAUGGAACGACGUGUCCUGUUCAGAGCUCAACACCUACAUAUGCAAGACGCCCAAAGCACAUUACCCACUGCCUUCUGUAAAACCCACCCAAUACGGAUGUCCUCAGGGAUGGGAUGCUUACGGCUACUCCUGCUACUGGAUGGAGGAGACCCCCCGGAGCUGGUCUGACGCUAAGGCCUUCUGCACAGAGCAGGACGGCUUCCUGCUGCACAUCGGAGACAUUUAUGAGCAGGCACAUUUUACCGUGGCGUUGUCGGGAAAGACGGGUUUGUGGUGGCUCGGCCUGCGUGCUCGUGGAGGCACAGCUGGAGGAGUGGACUACAUCUGGGACAACGGUUACCCUCUCUCCUUCACUCACUGGGACAGAAACCAGCCAGAUAGUGGUGAUGGGACCUGUGUUGCUAUGACAACGGGUCAGAUUGGUGGUUUCUGGGAUGACAAGCAGUGCUCUGAGAAGUACGCCUUCAUCUGUGAGAGACCCAGGCCGGACAUCACCCCACCCACCAAACCCCCAACUCCUCCUCCCUCGCAGGGCUGUGCUGAGAGCUGGACGGCCCUGCCUCACUUCAGGAACUGUUACAAGCUUUUCCACAAUGUGGACUGGUCCCUGAAGAAGAGCUGGGGAGCCGCACGCGAGGACUGUGUUGCCAGAGGAGCUGAUCUGGUCAGCAUCUACAACCAGGAGGAGGAGGAGUUCCUGUCUCUGUACAGCAAAGCCAGCAGCAAGUGGAUCGGCCUCAAGCACAACCCCACAGAAGGAGGUCAUUCUUGGAGUGAUGGCUCCCCUCUGUCCCACACCAACUGGGGUCACGGGGAACCGAACAACCACGAGGACCGGGAGAACUGUGUGGAGAUGGUGAGCAGCACCAAUGGCACGUUCUCCUGGUGGAACGACCUCAACUGUGACGCUCACCAGGACUGGAUAUGCAAGAUCGUUAAGGGAAGGACCCCCAUCCUGCCCCCUGUGCCCCCCCCUCCACUCCCAGCUCCCGACUGCGGAACCAACCUCGGCUGGAGGAAGAACAACAACAUCUGUUAUUACUACAACGACACAGACGUGGUGGACUUCCACACGGCGAUAAUGCGCUGCUACGCUGAGAAAGCAUCACUCGUCUCCAUCCUCAACAAAGAUGAACAGGCCUAUGUCAACACCAUGGUGGGGACAGGGCGAGUCUCUUCAGCCUGGAUCGGAAUGAGGAUGGUUGGCAUCGCAAACGGACAGUACCUCUGGGUGGACCACUCCCCUGUGACCUAUACUCACUGGGCCUCAGGUGAGCCCAACAACGCCAACGGGGAGGAGCAGUGUGUUCAGAUGAACAGACAUCAAGGUGGAUGGAACGAUGCCAACUGUGGUCGGGCCGCAGCAGGUUACGUCUGCAAGAAGUUCCCCGGAGACAACCACACCCCUCCUCCACCAACACAGCCCUGGGAGGGGAACUGCCCUGAAGGUUGGAUGCGCUUCAAGGACAAGUGCUUCAUGUUCAAAGGGAAGAAAAAUGAUCUUAAAGCUAACUGGUCCUACGCUCGGAGCUGGUGCAAAGAACAAGAGGGAGAGCUGGCGAUUAUUGAUGACCAGUAUGAGAAUGACUUUGUGUCCAGUUACCUGAGGGACCUGGAGCUCCCCACGUGGAUCGGCCUGUCCGAUCUCUUGGCAGAGAACCAGUACGCCUGGAGCGACGGGGUCAGCCCAGUGCGCUACACCAACUGGAAUGACAAGGAGCCCAACAAUGCAGGAGGAACGGAACACUGUGUGGCAAUGAGUCACGGCCCCCUGGUGACGGGCAAGUGGAACGAUGACGCCUGUCACAAGGAUCACAGCUUCGUCUGCUACAGGAAGAAAUCGAGCAGCAUCGCGCCUCCACCCCCAACCCAGAGCCCCUGCCCGGAUGGGUACGUCUCCUGGUAUCAGAACUGCUACAAGCUGGUGGAGGAGCCUGAGACCUGGGACGUGGCUCAGACAGCCUGCGAGCAACAGGGAGGGAACCUGGCGAGCAUCGACAUGAGCUACGACCAGGCCUUCGUCGCAGGAGUGGUGCUGCAGGGCAAAGCUGACGCCUGGAUCGGACUCAGGCGCAAGGACGACGGCUCGUACUCGUGGACAGACGGCUGGCCGGUGUUUUUCACUCAGUGGGGACCAGGAGAGCCCAGCAACAUUAAGGACGAGGGCUGCGUGAGUAUGCACGCAUCACGCCUGUUCCACGGGACCUGGAACGACACCAAGUGUGACCAGAAGAAACACUACAUCUGCAAGAUCUCCUCAGAGACCCUGCCACCAACUCCCGCCCCCGGUGAUGGGAAGUGUCUGCCGUUCUGGACCCCUUAUGGCCGCUACUGUUACUUUGUGUACAACCAGCAGCAGGGCUUCUCCUGGCCGGACUCCCGACACUACUGCCAGGCAGCCAAGGCAGAGCUGGUGUCCAUCCACAGCAGAGCGGAGGUGGAGUUCAUCAGGAACCUCAACUACACCAAACAUCACCACAUCUGGAUCGGACUCACCAGGGACCGCAACUUUGGCUGGGGCUGGACAGAUAAGAUGUCUCUGGGCUUCCUGAACUGGGCGCCCGGUGAACCCAACGCGGCCUUUCACCCCGGGGAAGUGGCCGAGGAGAACUGUGUGGAGAUGUAUGGCGACGGGCGCUGGAACGACAACAACUGCCUGCAGAAGAGAGGAUUUGCGUGUCGCCACCGCCAGUACUAUACAACAGAUGAUGGUGGGAAUCCUAUCUUCCCCACAGACGGUCCAGGUGUCAACAAUGGAGGCGUGAUAGCUGUUGCCAUCAUCGCAGCCGUGGUGAUUUUCAUCUUGAUAGUUGGAGGGCUGUUCUAUCUCUUCAGCGUGCGCGGUUACAAACUAAGCGGCAUGAGCCUGCCAACAACAAAAGCCACCAACAUUGAUGUGCCCGCUUUCAACAACCCCAACUUUGCAGGAGAGUCCGACACAUAAACCGUCAUCCAAGUUUUGUACAGUGAAAUACAUUUUUUAAACAAAUCAGUAAUAAUGUAGUUUCAAAAGAUGAAAUGGUAUUGUAUAUAUAGGUAUCUUAAUUAAACUAGAAACCUUCUGUUUUUUGUGUUCGUACACGUAAAUCUCUUAGUUAUUUGAUGUCUUUCACCACCAAAAAUGAAAUUGUGC
This is a messenger RNA of Paralichthys olivaceus (Japanese flounder), 4828 nucleotides long. The record is from RefSeq and is a predicted model, not a curated record. Lineage: Eukaryota; Metazoa; Chordata; Actinopteri; Pleuronectiformes; Paralichthyidae.